Molecule: messenger RNA, 948 nt
Organism: Perkinsus marinus ATCC 50983
Lineage: Eukaryota; Perkinsozoa; Perkinsida; Perkinsidae
Exons: 2
Coding region: 449-835 (128 amino acids)
Source: RefSeq, a predicted model, not a curated record
GUACAUGUGAGUCAGUGCAUCUCAUUUAAUGAGAGGUUUCUUUCCGACCAUUUUGCAGAAUCGCGAUCAGCGAAAAGGGUAUAGAAUAACGUGUACUCCGGCUGCUUUUGGCUUCAAACGAUCUGCGUAUCCAUUUGACGUCCGCUGCAAUACGACUCACAAAACACGUGAUUGUAGGGACAGAUGCAGCACAUUGAUGGCGGCGGUUUACGACAUGGGAAGCUUUACUGCAUUGUGAAAAUGAAGGUUUAGUUUGUAAUAGGAUACGGUUGCGAAGGCGAUGGUAAUUACACGUUGUGAUUACUUUCGUUACUUGUGGUUGUGAUUCACAACGACAAGUUUAUAUAUAUUGGCCAUGGCUCAAUGAUUGAGUAUUUGUACGCAUAUCACACGCACCGCAAGUUAUUGGCAGCAUGGUGCCGACCCUGUUCUCGAAUCUGAGGUAGGGAUGGUGUUCUCUGCGCUCCAAUUGAGAUACUUCGUGACCAACAUCUAUGUGGUCUUGGCUGAAGGUUAUAUUGGGACAUUCACUCGUGAUGGUACCUGCGCUCCAUUAUCUGGCGUGGAUGGAGUGGAACCUCCUACAGUAGAAACACUAUCUUAUCCUACAUGGUGUUCGGAUGGGUCUACCGGGAUGCAACCCUUCGAGAUUAGAUUUACGGAGUCGUACAUGACUUUACAGGUCUUCAGCAGUGAUUAUUUCUAUGGCUCGGAGAAUCCUGUUCUUCCCGCCACGUAUCGGAUUCACAGCUCUGACAUUAGCCUCUAUGAUGAAGAUAGCGGCUUCAAGAUCUUUCCCGAACUUUGGAGGCAAUUUCAGGUUAGUUUAUCAUGAUUUAUGGUUGACUCUAAUCAGGGGAGAUCGUUCAAAUCUCCCACACCUCAAGGUUUCGAGGUGCUGACUUCAUGCGUGAUUCGCCAGGUGACAAUCCGCUUUCUGCCUCUAUC